GAAACAAAGGCAUCUUGCCUGCCGCGAGUGGCGUCUGUGCGGAGCCAGGCUGCGGCCCAGGGGCUGCUUCCUUCCUUCCUCGACCCGUGCGCGGUCAUAAAUAUCCGUCGCCGGGGUGGCGCUUGCUCGUUAUGACGGAGCCCCCUGCUGGGACGGGAAUCUGCGAGCACUGGGCUCCCUGUCUCCCUUCCCAGCCGCUGGCUGACUCAGAGUGUGACGCUGGGAGCCGAGCGCUAUAAACCCCGUGGCAAAGGCUGGCGGGUCCCAGCUGCUCUGGCAGAGCAGGGAGAGCGUGAAGCCGAGCUCCCUGCCGAGGAGAGCGCUGAAGGCAGGAGGCUUUUGACUUCAGGCCCUGGACGGGGUUUCCUCUGGAGGGGGCAGCUGCCCAGCGACCCGCUCCCCGGCGGCUGACUCUGCCCGGGCCGCAGCCCCCACUCCCUCAGCCCCCGACUCCACUGAGAUGUUUCUCUCCAGACCGAGGGCCACGCACAGGAAGCCGGGCCCGCUGCCCACCUGCCCCAACGUCCUCACCCCCGACCGGAUCCCCAAGUUUUUCAUCCCCCCCAAACUCUCCACCUUGUAUGGCAGAGCCCCGGGCGGGAGCCCCGGUUCCCAGCAGAGCCCCCAAGGGACCGGGAGCCUGGAGACACGCAGGGCCCUGAGCAGAGCUGCCGAUCGGCGUGUCACUCACGCGCAGAGCCUGCACCAGGACCCCGCGGCCAGGGCAGAGGGUGAGGCUGGCCAGCAGCUCCCCCCUGCCUGCUCCAUGUCCCACCCCGUCAGCCCAGGGGGCUUCCCCCUCCUGCCCGAGAGCCCCCACACGCGCCGAAGGGAGUCCCUCUUUCACACCACGUGCCCACCGUACCGCAUCUCCCUCGACCUCUCCCCAGAGCCCGGCGCCAGGCUCCUGCCCCCAGAGCUGCGGCCCUGGCAGCCCGUCUCCCAGCCCGACGCCUUGGACUGCGACGCGGCCUCCUCUGCAGGUUCCUCGCCCUUCAGCUCUCCGGUGCUGGGGCACUCGCUGGCCUGCCAGGCCCACUGGGGCCGGCCCCUCUGCAGCCGCACCCUGGAUGCCCAGGCCAGGGGCCGGGCCAGCUCGCUGUCUGCCGAGGAAGCCAGCUCUACGGACGAGAGCCCCAGCUUCCCACGCCGACAGGCCGAGCCCAGCUGGGGGGCAGGGGCCAGGCUGGUCCCCCCACCCUUCUACCCCUUGGACUUCAUCUGCCACCCCGCGCGGGUGGCCCAGGAGAACACGGUGGCGCUGAGCCGAGGCGGGUGCCUGCGCCUCUCCUCCGAGUACGUCCCGGCCAGCUGGCGCCUGCACGUCCGGCUGGUCAGCGCCGAGGGGCUCUACCCGCGGCCCUGCGACCCCCGGCGCGUCGGCUGCUGCGUGGCCCUGCAGCUGCGACCCGGCAAGGCGCCGAAGCAGCGCAGCGCCGUGGUCAAGAGGAGCCGGAGCCCCAUCUUCAAUGAGGACUUCUUCUUCGAGGGCCUGGCGCCCCACGAGCUGCCCGCCCGCCGCCUCCGGCUCCAGGCGCUCAACAAGGGCUGCGGCGUGAGGCGGGACGCCGUGCUGGGCGAGGCCGAGGUCCCGCUGCCUGCCCUGCUGCCCCCCUAGGGGCCUGGGAGGAGGGAGAAUCAGAGAGCCACGUUUCGGGGGGCUGGAGGGCCUAUGGCUACUGCCCAGCA
Messenger RNA from Mauremys mutica (yellowpond turtle), 1689 nucleotides. It is a transcript of the gene C2CD4D, whose product is annotated as C2 calcium dependent domain containing 4D. Bases 461 to 1618 code for a protein of 385 amino acids. The record is from RefSeq and is a predicted model, not a curated record. NCBI's taxonomy places the organism in Eukaryota, Metazoa, Chordata, Testudines, Geoemydidae. The transcript is spliced from 2 exons.